Molecule: messenger RNA, 11146 nt
Organism: Hylaeus volcanicus
Lineage: Eukaryota; Metazoa; Arthropoda; Insecta; Hymenoptera; Colletidae
Gene: Pten
Product: phosphatidylinositol 3,4,5-trisphosphate 3-phosphatase and dual-specificity protein phosphatase PTEN
Exons: 10
Coding region: 403-2031 (542 amino acids)
Biological process (GO): cell motility; phosphatidylinositol dephosphorylation; protein dephosphorylation
Cellular component (GO): nucleus; cell projection; plasma membrane
Molecular function (GO): protein tyrosine/serine/threonine phosphatase activity; phosphatidylinositol-3,4,5-trisphosphate 3-phosphatase activity; protein tyrosine phosphatase activity
Source: RefSeq, a predicted model, not a curated record
GUUAGCAGCGGAAGUUUUCGGGAAUGAAACUUCUAGGACGAAGCCUCCGCGAGCCUCUACUCUUUUCCUCCUGCUCCUUUUGAGCGGUAAGCUACGGCUUUAAAGUCGGUGGCACACCGUGAACAGACGAGAAGAGAGAAGAAUAUUUUCCCAGGAGCGGAGGUAAACGCGGCAACCUAAACGACGACAGAAAAAAAGAGGCGCAAUCGAGCGCGGCACGAACGCGUCAUUGUGAAUGGCACUGCUAGUGACAAAGGUGGCUGCGAGAGACUUUCGAUUUCAUAUCGGAUGUAAACUGUGCUCGAAAUGGAUGUUACAAAGAGUACUUCCGUUCGCUAAUUAAGCGUGACUCUUUGUCCAUUUUUCCGUUCGGUUUCACUUUGUUGGCUACUCAACGAAGAAAUGCGAGCAGACGCGAAAAGAAGAACGACGGCAGCGGCCGGAUUCCGGAGACCUACAGGCAGCAGGAUAAACAAAAUAUCAGAGCAUAUCUCAUCGGUAACACCCCUCCAUGUUUGUCUGGAGGAGCGAAGACAACCGGAACUGGGCUCUUGUGAAGCCUCUGCUCGUAAGCCACAGGCUAAAAAGUUAUUUGAAAAGCAGGAAGCAGAAGAAGCGGAGACUGAAUUUUUUCGAGUCGAGGAAGAUUUGAAACGCACUCAGCCGAGCAUGGCUAACACCAUUAGUAACAUGAAGAUGACUAACCGUAUCAAGGGGUUAGUAAGCAAACGUCGCAAGCGUUUCACAGAAGAUGGUUUUAAUCUUGAUCUCACAUAUAUAAGGGAUAAUUUAAUAGCAAUGGGUUUCCCAGCUGAAAAAUUAGAAGGAGUAUAUAGGAAUCACAUAGACGAUGUUGUUAAGCUAUUGGAAUCUAGACACAAAGACCAUUAUAAAAUUUAUAAUCUAUGUUCGGAAAGGUCGUACGAUUUUAAGAAAUUUAAGCAAAGAGUAGCUACUUACGCAUUCGAUGAUCAUAAUCCACCGAUGUUAGAUCAGAUCAAACCAUUUUGCGAAGACGUGCAUCAGUGGCUCUCCCAGCACCAAGAAAACAUAGCCGUAGUUCAUUGUAAAGCGGGCAAAGGUCGGACAGGCGUAAUGGUUUGUUGUUACCUUCUUCACACAAAACAAUUUCCCACUGCCACGGAAGCCCUUAAUUAUUACGGAACUAAAAGAACACAUGAUAGGAAGGGGGUAACAAUACCUUCUCAGAGGAGGUACGUGAAUUAUUAUGCUACUCUUGUCCAAGAAGGAUUGAAUUAUCAACCGGUCACACUGUUAUUACGAAAAAUACAAUUAGACCCAGCACCUAUUUUUCACGGAGGUCAAGGAUAUUUACAUUGUGUAAUAUCUGAAUCCAAAAAGAGGAUAUUUAGUUCGGAUAUAGUGGAAGUGCGAAAAGGAAACCACACUGUGAGCAUCGUUCUGAAAAAUAGCGUCGCGUUGACAGGAGAUAUACGAGUGGAUUUCUUUAACAGACCAAAAAUGAAGCGGAAGGAGAAAUUGUUUCAUUUUUGGUUCAAUACAUUCUUCGUGCGGGACUACUUAACGCCAGAAUACGAUAACGGAGAGUUACCAGUCGAACGUUCAGCAAGGGCAUUGAGUUGCGAUGGUACAACUAUGGAAUUACCAAUGGUCGUGUCACAGAUGAAGGCAAGAGCAGGAUCGCUGGCUAGUCUUGGACCUAUGCCACCUACUCUCGUUUUAAGUAUAGAUAAAUGGGGCUUGGAUGAUGCGCAUAAGGAUAAACACCAUAAAGCGUACAGUGCAGAUUUUAAAGUUAGCUUAUUUAUGCACCAAGUGGGUGGUAGUAUAUCGCAAACCGUGCCAGCGACAGCGAACAGGGCGGGAGAAGGUAUACAAAUAGGAAUGGGAGGACAAGAAACUCCCAGUGAAUCCAGCGAAGCGGAUAGCAGUGAAUGCGACACAACCGGAGAUACAACCGGAGAUGAAGAUGGGGAAUCUGUGGACAUGGACCAGCGUGUCGGCCGGUACCGCCUUCUCUCGAACGGAGGAACGAUAGACGUUUUGUGAGUUCAUCGUCGAUCAUCCUGAUACACCUUUCGACUGCGGUGUCGACCGUAUAGUCUUUAUCGUUAAGUCGUUCGGACUUUACGUUCGAUACGACGAUACAUAGAAUGUUGUUAAAUGGCGUGUAAUAGACCCGACGAGCCAAAGAAACGAUGCUCCGUAAUCAACGAAAGUAGAAUACAACUCCCCGACUUGACGAAUCGUCACCAAAUCAUUCCCUUUCUCCAAAGAUGUACUUGGUGGAAGAAAUGUAGCGAGGUCGCGAAAACUACCGCAAACAAGGACUAGCAAAAGUAUCGAAGCACAAACUGUAGCGAUGGGAAAUAAGAACGACAACUCGAGAGCGACCCCCUGUAGCCAACAGCAAGAAUAUCGUUUAAGGGUGUAUGUAGUCCGCCUUCAGAAAUUCUAUAAAAUGAAAAUUAUUUGUAAAUUUGCCUCGAUACUGUGGAACGUCGUUGAUAGACAUUUUAUCGAAUCACGCUAAUUUUUGCAUAUGAAUAUUUUGCGUAUGCAAUAGUUAAAGAUACAAAUUGUUCGAGCUAUCAUUGUAACAAAAAACUACCCCUACGGUGAUUUUUAUUUAACUGUGUUACUUCUAGAUAUUUUAAGUACUUUUACAAGGGCAUAUUUGUAAGACCUAUACGAAAAUGCAAGGAACGAAUUUUUCCAAAAAGCUGGACUGGAACACCCCUUCUGUUACUAUAUUUGUUCCGCCAAUUGUACAUCGUUUGCGUCACGAACUUCCGUUUGAACCAGAGCUUCUUCUUAAAACAAUUGUCACCCAUCACACGUAUUUCUCUCAACAUUUUUCACUCCUCGCUCCCUCUACUCUGCUGAAUAGCUCUCUUCCUUCCCUUCUUCUUCGUUUUUUCCCUCAGCGGGCAAAUUUCUGCUUCGUCGCACAUAUAUGUACCGUAUUGGUUUCGGAGCAUGCCAAAACCAUUUAUCUGUUACGCGGCGAUUCACCCGGACGACUCUUACGUCGAUCAUUCGAUUCCAAAAAACAUUUGACGUUCGUGUUUUUUUUUCCCCUUUCUUAAAUUUCAAAGUUCAAAGGUCGCAUCGUCCCCAAGAAUCAUCGUUACAUAGGUAGUCAUCCGGGUACGUCGCGUCUUCGAAUUUUAUUAGAAUUCAUGUAUAUAUACACACACACACACACACACACACGUAUGGAUAUAAAUAUAAAUGGAAGCUUUUCAAGAGCGAACGAAAAUUUUUAUAUUCACGACCGACGAGCUCGUAAAUUCUUGGAACGCGGUGAAUUCGAUAUGAAAAACGAUCGACAGAGAUGAGCAGAAUUUUUGGUUAGAAAAACCUUGACAAGUUUUGAGUAUUAAAUAAAAGUCGAAGAACUGUUUCGAAUAGAAACUUGUUUAACCGUUUGUGUCCCAAGCAGCGCGAUCGCGCUGUUGAGAUUUUAUGUCGAGAAAACCCACUACUCGUUCAGUGAAUGACGAUUCUUCGACAGUGUUUUUUCAAUACCCUCUGGGACUCAAACGGUUAAUAAAAGGAACGUGCUACGCGCCACUGUUCUCCAAAUUAGGAGUUGCAGAAAAAAUGUAGUGGUAGAUUUAUAAUCAACCAUCGUGAUUUAAUAAUUACAGGAAUACCAUUUUAAAAAAGCGCUUAUUUUAGAAAUACGUUCUGUCUGUUUAUUCGCUGAAAAAUUGUAUCCAUUUUUGGCUCUCAGGUGUUCAUCGAUUUUCAAAAGGAAAGAUGGGGAUAUCGAAAUCACCAAAGAGAAAUUACAAGCUCAUCGUUUUAACGAUAACGUGUAUAGCACGCUCUAUGUAACGCUUGUCCUAUAUUUUGCCGAUGGAUCGAAGACGAUCGAUGGUUAUUCCCGCGACGUUAAAGUUUAGCCGUGUUUAACGCGAACGCAGAACAUUAACCGGUGUCUCUCGACGAGCAAUUGCGUUUGGCUGUAGGGUGACGAAAAAACUAUGUUUGUAUAGAUUAUCGAUCCAGAUGGAAAUAACGCUGUGUAAAAAGAAGCAAGACUAUUUUCGUAACAUUAAUAAAUUGUAAGUCAAUAACGACGACGACGAUAACAACAAGAACAAGAACAACAAUAAUAAUAUUAAUGAACAGUAACGAUAAUGAUAGCGAUAACGAUAUUGGUAAUGAUAAUGAUAAUGGUAAUGAUAAUGGUAAAUACCUAGAAGGAGGAAUGGAGUUAACGCCACUUUUCGUUCAUCGCACUUUUGCGUUAGAAAUUUGCUUCCUCCGUUAAAAAAAAAAAUAAAAACGGUCGGAUCGAUCGGAACGAUUCGCUAACGCUGUAAAUAAAUAUUUAGAGUUUAGAGGAACGAAUCGAUUCGGCGGGACUCGCUCCUUUUAUUCGCCAUUCUCGAAAUUGCGCACUUCGAGUAUCACGGUUCGACUCGUCGAAAGAUAAAGAACUUUUGAUUCGUUAUUCGUUCGAUAUAAAACUGCAAUCUGAAUCGUAAAAUUAUAUCUCGCGUCCGAGGAACAGAAUCGCGAUAACUAUUCUGUAAAAUGAACUUGUCGAGUCUCGAGUAGAUCUUUCUUGUUAAAAUACAAUUUCUUAAACUUUUUCCAAGGAAGUCUUACAAUAGAAUUGAAUAUUAGCAGAGUACUCAUAAGAAACGUCAAUUUUUUAUUGAAGCAGUCUUCUUAUUAAGAAUUUAUCGAAUUGAAUUCUGCAUCUUUUUCAUGAUGUCUUUAUUAUGGAAUUAUUAAUGGACUAGUGAUGUUUUUCCAUUGAAAAUGAGUCGAAACAGGACCACAUUCGAUAUUAUAACUCGUCAUUUAGACAAAUGUAUCAUUUAAAAUAGUCCGAAUGAGGUCGUACUUAGGAUUAUUUAAAUCGAAGAAACCUCACCAGUCCUGUCGACGAUGUUUUGCACCGCUACUUUAGCCAGAAUAUGCUUCCAGAAAGUUUUUAAAAAUGUCGAUGUUUUUGACUCCGAAAAAAAAAUAAAAUACUUUCUUAAUACUCGGAUGAAAAGUCGAUCGGAGGAUACAAAAGAGUUUCGAGAGUGCGAAGAAGAAUCGUUUCCGACGCCGUCCUUCCUGACGUACCCACGUACUUCGCGACACGACAGCCUCACUAACUCGUUCACGUUUCUUCAUCCUUCGCGAUCGUUUGCAAUCUUCCCUUCGUCUUAUAGCACGCGUUGACAACCGGAGAGGGUUAAGAUUCUUAUCUGAAUAAAAAUUUGAACAAACGACCUCUUCUUGUCGAAUAAAAGUUCAGUUCGAAGUUUGCAUUUUUCGAACGCUUUAUUCUAUAAUUUAAAUCAUAAAUGUUACGUUCUAAAUGACCAUUCUACAUUCACAUUAUAGAAUGAAACUGUUCAGUCGAAUAAAUGUCACGAAUAAAUCCGUAUAGGUUGGUCUUGUUCAUUAACCGUUAUUCGGAUAAGAUUACGCCCAUCUUCGCUGACAACGCGUUCCAUUUAGCGAAGUAAACGUUAGAAGAAAACUACAAGAGCGUGCGAUGUUCCUAGAGAAAGCGGAAACGAGAGUAUGAAAAGAAUGCUUGUCGAGCCUGAUCCAAGCAAGUACAUGUAACGUGCAGUGGCAAGCAUAUAAUGCGACCAGUAUUUUUUACGAUAUAAGUGAAAUUAUUUUUAAUUCAUAACUUUAGGAUACUUGGAAUAUUUUAUAAUCUUUGAAUUGUCGUUAGGAGCGUUAGGAGACAUUUGCUCGCAUAACGUUAAACUGAAAAUAAGCGGUAUAGACUUCAGACGAGCGAAUGAAUAGGAACCCAAUAUUAAUAUAUUAUAUUAAUUUGUAUUCAUAGCUGGAGGUAUCCCUUUAACAAUUUCUAUUUUUAAAAUACGCGACAUAUAUAAUAAAAAUGAGGAAUACAUAAAGUACUUACUUAAAUAUACCUUUAAAAUAUAGGAGGAAGUAGCGUUCCUAUUUAAAUGCUCGAAAUUAACUACUUGUAAUUAAUGAAACAAAAAAUGACAGCAAUAUUACCCAUGGCUUCCUCGUUGUAACGACGUCUGUAUAAAACUGACUAAUCGAAAGAGAGGUUCGACUUUCUUUUGCUUCGUAGAACAUAGUUCCGAUUAGGAAGGAGUGUUCUUAUCUGUAUGCUCGCCACUGUGUGUGCGUAAAAGCAAAGGCGCUUAUCGUUAACCGAAAAGUCGCACGUCUCGAUGGAGAACGAACCAGGAAAACCGUUUUUACUUGAAACGUUUCGAGACGAUAGGAACGACGAAGAAACGGGAUGGUUGGAUCGUGCCGCUUCGGAACACGGGACGUUCGAGUUCCUUCGAUUUUCGCGACCGUUGUACAGUAAUCGAGACAUCAUUCCUUCGCGAGUACAUCUGUAGUUAGAGUAAGUUCAACUAGCAAGGAACGUCACACGAUCGUAACAUACCGAUUUUUAUGAAACUUUCCGCACAGAGCAUCGGAAUGUUAACACUAAAGUGUCUGGUAGGCUCACUUGAUCUGUGCGUUACAGACUUCUUUUAAAAGACUCUUAAUUAUUAAGAAUUCUUGACGAUUAUUGAGAUAGAGAAUUAAUUACAUUGAUAAAUUUAUUUGCUCUUUUCCUCUUAAAGAUAUAGCAAUAUGUACUAGAAUAGAUAUGCAUUGAUCUUUGGCACACUUUUAGUGUUAAACAAGUUUUUCUUCUAUAUCUGCUGAUCCUCAAGGGUUGAAAAUUACGAAAAGGAUUCUACAAAGGGAUUUAUAAGGAAUUAUUGCCUCUAUGACUACGAAACUUUGUUACAGACAAAGUGGAUAUAAUUAACUACAUUUUUCAAAAAGAUUGACUUAACUCACUUCUAUAACGAUCUCGCUUCACCCAACGAGUUUGAAGCUACUUUUUAUCUCAUGAGUAUCAGCAGACAGACAGUAGGCGUCUAAUGUUUGGCAGUGUCCUAUCUGCGCGUAAAGUUUCAUCGAAAUGGUCGUGUUACACUCGAGCCAGGUUCCUUGCAAGGAAUAGAGCGAAAGCUUAUUUUUUGUAACGAAGUGUAUCGAUAACCUUGCCGAGACGAGUAGAAAUCGAUUGUGAGUCGUAGUCGUCCGAAGCCGAUCGCUUCCCGACAGACGACACGCUCGGGUGCGUCGAUCGUUUGCGUGUAAAUUGUUGUUUGUAUUUCUAAUAGUCGCAAAUCGCGCGAAAAGCGACACUGUCCUUUCGUUUCGCUGGUUUAAGGUAGCACGUUCAAUUCUCCCGCCCGAUUUCACCAUCCCGAGCGGAUCCUUCGAGGGUUGAAUGAAAAAGCUUCCGAGUUUUUAAUUUCUGCAAAAUUGAAGAUAUUUUUGACCUAAUCGCAUCGUCUUAAACCUAACUCAGAACGCGAAGGUUACUUUUUAAGAAAUUUAUCCUCUGCCGGGAGGCAACUAUGCAACAAAUUAAAGGCAAAUGAGAUUGUAAGUCUCGAGCACUGAUUUUGUUUUUCGUUCGUUGAAAUACUGAAGUUUUUUGUGGAUAAAAAUUAAGGGCAUUUUUCAUUCGACUCUUGCUAUUUAGGUAAAAGGGUGAUCCCGAAAGCGAGAGCGAAUGGAGAAGCUCGACGAACGGGUAUUGUUCGCUCUGGCGACUAUUUCAUAUGUACCUCACCGCUCGCAGACGUAACGUACUAUCGUAAGAUUAUGGAUUUAAGUAGAAUUAGUUUACGCUACGGUAAAUACGUUAGUGUGCAGUUUACGUAAAGAUGUCGAUAGUGUGUCGAGAGGAACGCAUUCCCAUAAGUUUCGAAUUAAUGAUUCCGAUAUCGCGCGUGCCGCUGUUCCUGCGUUCGAUUUUUCUUCCUUUCGUCGUCGAAACGAGGUAUAAUUGAGACAGUGAGAUAAAAGGAGCGGUCGCGGAAAGGUAACAGACUUGGGCACAUUCGAUAUAACGUUACUUGAAAUAUUACUUCGGAUAACAGGCCAUCUUCUUUCGCCACUGUAUUACUUCCUUAGAAACGCUAUUGUAUUCGAAAUAACAACACACUUUCGAAAGCAACUCUACAACUACAAAUCUCUGCGUGUUAUUAAAACGACGACGAAAGAAAGAAGUUCCUAAUCAUUUCAUACUCGCAAAUGAUAAAUGAUAUUGUAAUUCCUGCUGUUUCAAAAUUUAUUUCAAGUAACGUGUAACUUCCAUCGAAUGAAGUAAUAUUUACUUCGAACGAUGAAGUUACUUUGUAAAACGUCGCAAGAAACAGAAGACUGAAAUAAUCGUUUCGAAAAGAAAUGUUGCCAAGUCUGCGAGGAAAGAAUGGGGUUUCGGGAUAGAAACAUCGAGUAAAAUGACGCGAUCACGUCGGGUAACGAAAAUCGUAUUGUCCCCGAACGGAUUGGUAAAUUUACCUCUCUCGGACUAUUUUUCUCAGUCGCAACUGUAGAUCACCGAAUUAACGUCAAUUCACUAACGGUCGUUCGGAUACCUCAUUUUUUUUUACCAGCUAAAAAAAGAACGUAAACAAAAGGUAAACCUAACUAAAUACGUUGUUUACCCACCUAACGCCAACAAUAUUGCGUACGUUAUGCGCGAUAUUGUUUUCACGCGUGACGCGUACACGCUUCUCGAGCAUAUUUUUUCUCGUACGGAACCCACGAAUACCGUUUUAUAAGUGACACCUUUUAAGAUUAACUUUUAUAUGAUUCAUGCGGAAUGUUCAAAAAAAAAGAAAAAAGAAAAAAGAAAAAAAGAAAAAAAAAUAUAAAUAAGAUGCAUUAUUUUCUCUGUGAUACUGUAUGCGAGCAAACUUGUCCAAGUUUCAUCCCCUCCAAUUUAACAUCGGGUUUCCUGUUUGAACAUACAUAUAAAAAGGUGUAAUAAACCCGCGGAAUCACCCUAACUCAAUUUUUCUAACGAAUCGUACUCGUGAUCUCUUGAACGUCGAGCAAAAUCGGAGGGCGCAAGUGAACGGCUAUAUCGCGUUAUUUUCUUCUGUUUGUGUUGUCUUUAUUCAUUUAUUAAUUUUUUUUUUUUUUUUAAAUUUCGUGUUCGACUUAACGGUGCUUUUUGUUUGUUCUCGUGGAACACGCUAGGUAAACGACUGCUUAGGGUACGAAACAAGGGAAGGCGAGAACGUAGUCGAUCGCAGCGGGAGUAAUGUAAAUUUCGUACCGCAGGUAUGCAACCCCCUUCCAUCGAUCGCAAGUAAAAAGAGACGCGCAUCACGACCUCCGCGAGAAUCGUUAAUGGUAUAUCGCGGUCGUCGAUAACGGUAACGCAUAUAAUGUAAAUAUCGACGCCGGUAUUUUUUGUUUCGCGAUCAUUUGCAUUUCCCUUUCCAAUAUCUCUAUGUGCGGCUGAAAUUUUCACGAGACUGACGCUGACUCUGCUUACAGGGGAGUCGACGUAUUUGUGACUUUGCGAACUAGUCUGAUCCAGGCGGGGACCGAUCCGAGCUAAACUCCUCUCAGAAACAGUUCACCUGACCGCAACGGAUCGUCGUCUCGUUACGAGCGUACCGAUCGUUCGAUUACCAACGAAUUCUGCCUGCGUCUCUGCCAGUUCAUCGCUACGCACGCAUAUACUUCCGCAUUCCCCUUCUUAAAUGCCGGUAGAAUUUUGUUAUGCCUUUUGCGUUUCAUUUCUCGUUUCUUCUUCUUCUUAAUUAUCGUUAAUCGUUUGUAAGAUGUCUCUCCUCGUUGGCACCACGGGCGUAUCUUCGAUAAAAACGCGAUCGCUUCCGGCUUAUCGCUGCGCAGAAACUCCAUACGAGUGGAACGAAAAAAGACGGACGCCGUAUUUUAACGUCGACUCGAUAGAACCUCUGUUUACGCUUUUGACGAUCAAUGUACCAUACAUUGUUGAUUAGUUUUAAAGUUGCCCCGAGACGAUACGCAUGAUCACGCGUCGUUUCGUUUUUAUACCGAAAACAAUCGUCCCGUAUGACGAAAAAUAUUUUCCCGCGGUCCCCACACUGACCGUACGUCGUUCGCAUGACAUUUUUUUAUUCGCACCGACUUAACGUUAACUUUACUUGUAGGCUCGUCGAACAUUUUCUCUCAUUCUUUUUCUUUCUUUUUAUUUUAUGUAAGAAAAUAACGUUUUAUUUGUAUCUCAGCCAACGAUUUCCACGGUUUCUUCUCAGUUCAGCGUGCAGCGAAUCGAAUCGAGAAACUUAAUUUUCGCCUCUUUACGAAUAUUAACGAAGCGACAGCGGUCGCACUUACGUUACCAUUAGUUGUUGCUCGAUACAAUUCCGCGAACGUUUGUCACAUUUCUUUUUUUGCGAAUUCAUUGUCAUCGAGCGCGAAAGGUAUCUUCGCCGCGUUACGCGGCAAAGUUCUAGAUCUGAAGCAACGAGGAAGAUAAAAAAAGAUCCAUUUAUCGAGCGUAUUCUCCAUAACCGGAAGCUUUACUGGGACCAAUAAAUUUGUUUGUAAGUUUUCGCGUGUCAACGGAUACAAAUUAUAAAUGUAGUUAAUUACUGUAAGAUCUAUUUAUGGAAAUUUCAAUUUUCUCAGCGUGCAAAGUACAAAGUAACACGACCGGAUCUCAAGCAUUUCCAAGUAAUUGCGUUUGCUUUUUAAGAAAUUGCGUAUACUUAAGAUGUUUUGUAUAAUCGUUGUUAAGCAAUUAGUUAGGAAAUUUUUUUUAGAACUGUUCGACAAAUCUCGUUGUUUUUCCGUCGAUGUCUUUAAUGCAUCGAUGCAUGGGGAAGACAAUCGAAAUGCAACGCGCAUCAGGUUACACGCUAUCUCAGACAUUGCAUUUUAUUAAAAAAAUCUUUUUUUGUUCGAUUCGACUGAUCUAUAUCAAACACAUUCGCGCGGUUUGCGUUACAAAAUCUUACAGGACACGGGGUCGUAUGAAAUUUGUCUCGAAUGCGACCCGAGAUAUGUACAUACAAGAAUGUAAAUUUUUAUAAAUCUUACGAUAAGAGUACAGAACAGGAUUAAAUUCUUUUUCUUUCAUUUUAUACACAUUAGACAGAGUGAUCGCGAGUAUUCGACAAGGAAAGAAUCAAUUGAGUUUUGUAUCUAGCUUAUUUUCAAUGCUGCUUGCUUCUCAACGUCGUAACAGUUUAUACGAAAUCGAUGCGCCUUGAUCGAAAUGAAAUUAUAAACGAGAUAAUAAUUUGGAGUAUACGGUAGCGCGGUAUCCUCGAACGAGGUAUUACAGUUUGUAAAGUAAGAAAUAUCGUACAAUACAAGAGAAGUACAAGUUCUUUCUACGAUGCAA